This is a messenger RNA of Theileria orientalis strain Shintoku, 1326 nucleotides long. RefSeq lists its product as uncharacterized. Gene Ontology annotation, biological process: endoplasmic reticulum to Golgi vesicle-mediated transport; vesicle fusion with Golgi apparatus. NCBI's taxonomy places the organism in Eukaryota, Apicomplexa, Aconoidasida, Piroplasmida, Theileriidae. Bases 1 to 1326 code for a protein of 441 amino acids. The transcript has 3 exons. Gene Ontology annotation, cellular component: trans-Golgi network. The record is from RefSeq and is a predicted model, not a curated record.
AUGUCUGGUAACUUAAGAUCUCGCCACGCAUUUCAUAACACAUUUGGAGAUAAUACAUCGGAAAAAGAUAAUGAAAAGAAGUUUCAAAAUCAAGGAGCAGAAUCGUACUCAAACACGUCAUCAGUAACACAUCCGUUUCAAAACCAGUCGUUGCAGCACUCCUCGGGACCGGCAGGCGCAGCCUACACUUCCACGAGUUCAAUAGCAACAGACUCGUCAAUAGGGAGCAGGAGUAACGUGAGUUCGAAGUCGUACACGCAGGGAACGAACGUAUCGUCGCCGUUCCCAAAAACGUACAGUAUACCGGCGAACACAACAAGCUCCCCGUUUUCAGCGGCAACGAGCGUGCCGAAUGCAAUUGCAGCAGGCAGCCAUCGAUUUCAGCAGGGCACGCCAGUUAGCCCAGUUCUCCAGCACGGGAGCGGUUACAGCGGCUACCCAGGGGAGCCGCAGAGCCUAGGGGCGCCGGCUGCAGGGUUCGCAAGUGCGCCAAGCUACAGCGCAGGAGCCAGCUCCGCGUCGGCCAGUUACCAGGGCCCGUACGCAAACCUGGGAGCACAGGCGUACGGGAACGUGUCACCCACCGCCUUUAGCCAAUCGCAAAAACCUCAGGACAACGCAAUGAUGUACCCGGAGGGUCAUAUGAGCCAGAGCGCCUUCGCAAACCAGGCAGCUGUAAGUCCGAUAGUGGCGCCAGCGAGUUUCAGCACGCCUGGAUUCAACACGAACUCAGUGGCGCCAACUACGAAUGUGAGCGCAAACGCUGGCAUGGGAAUGAGCGCAAAUGCAACUCAAAUUGGGUUCUCGCCCCUGCCGGCUCAGCUGGGAGCGCAACUGACGAAGUUCGGAGAGAUCUACAACCAGAGGCUGCAGCAGUCGGACGGAGACGACGAGGAGGACCCGCCGCUGCUGGAAGAGCUGGGCAUCAACGUGGUGGACAUAUACAACCACAUGAUGUCAGUGCUGCUGCCGAAGAGGGGCAGUCUGAGCUUCAAGAACUACGACGACCUCUACGGCCCCCUGCUGAUCUUCGUGGCCUUCGCGGUGUGCCUGAUGGUAUCGGGAAAGAUCUGCUUCAGCACGAUCUACGUGCUCUUCGUCUUCUGCAACCUGGGAAUAUACAUGCUCUUCAACUUCCUCAACGAGACUUACGUCAGCUUCUCGAAGACGGUCACGAUACUGGGCUACUCUCUGCUUCCGCUCUGCGUGACGCCGGUGUUCGGGCUCCUUUCCAGGUUCAUCAGAAUCGUACCGGUGCUCAUGGUCUACGUGUUUGUGCUAUGGAGCACAGUGUCAGCGUCAUAUCUAUUUCAAGUGGUAAGAUGA